Messenger RNA from Gregarina niphandrodes, 489 nucleotides. RefSeq names its product putative pol protein. Lineage: Eukaryota; Apicomplexa; Conoidasida; Eugregarinorida; Gregarinidae. The coding region runs from base 1 to 489 and encodes 162 amino acids. The transcript has a single exon. The record is from RefSeq and is a predicted model, not a curated record.
AUGCCAAGGCGGGGCCGUGGUUUCGUGGUGAUGACAGACGCAUCAGGCACUGGCUUAGGGGGUAUUCUCCUCCAGAGGGGCGAGAACCAACAGCCAGCCUUGUGCGCCUGUAUCUCACAGGCAUUCACGGAGACGGAACGAAAAUGGAGUACGACGGAACGAGAGGCGUACGCGAUAGUGCGCAGUUUGGAGAAGUUCGCAGGCAUGGUGCAGGGCGAGCCCAUUGUCGUGGUCACGGACCAUAAAGCUCUGACUGCAUUAGACACCACGGAGCAAGGGAAACUAAUGCGAUGGAGGAUGAACCUCUGCGAGUACGAUGUGCAGUUUCAAUACGUGGAGGGCAACUCCAACCUUGUUGCGGACUGGCUCAGUCGACUCCAUCCCGAUCAUGACCGUUUACUAUACUGCCGUGACCCCCCCUCUAGCAUCCGGCAUGCUCAAGCAGACUCAGCCACCUCUGGAGCUUCAGGCUCUCCUGCGCCAGAGUGA